CAUUGCCGUUUCAGCAAACAAAGUUUUUGUAUCCUUCCCGGGGAGUGAUUGGUCACCAUUUUUCUAGAGAAUCACACGAUGGAAAAUGGGAGACCCCCAUCUUCACCAACAGGAGAGAGAAACUGAUAAGAGUAAAAAUAAACGACGCAAAUACUCUAUUGAAGAUGAAUUUCUUUCGCAAAUUCUCUUCACAACCCCACUUCUCUAAAAUUAUCAAAAGAUCCUUCAACUCUUUCAAAUUUCCUGGAGAUUCCUUAGAUCCUCCUCACAUCCAUGGUAUUCAUGUCUUCCAUUGCCCAGAUGCAGUUGGUAUUGUGGCAAAGUUAUCAGAAUGUAUUGCAUCAAGAGGUGGAAACAUUCUUGGAGCUGACGUUUUUGUACCGGAAAAGAAACAUGUCUUUUACUCUAGAAGUGAAUUUGCUUUUGAUCCUUCUAAAUGGUCAAGGGAGCAAAUGGAUGAGGACUUUGGCAAAAUUGCUAAAACGUUCAAUGCAUUGAAAUCAGUUGUCCGUGUGCCUGAUAUAGAUCAAAAAUACAAAAUCGCCGUUUUUGCUUCAAAGCAGGACCAUUGUCUUGUUGACUUGCUGCAUGCAUGGCAGGACGGAAAAUUGCCUGUAGAUAUAACUAGAGUGAUAAGUAAUCAUGAUAGACAUCCAGAUUCUCAUGUUAUGCGUUUUCUUGAGCGGCAACGAAUUCCAUACCAUUUUGUAAAGCCAAUUGCUGGAGACAGAAGAGAGGAAGAGAUUUUGGAUUUGGUUCAGGACACGGAUUUCCUAGUACUUGCUAGGUACAUGCAGAUAUUGUCAGGAGAUUUUUUGAAAAGGUAUGGAAAGGACAUUAUUAAUAUUCACCAUGGCCUUUUACCAUCAUUUAAGGGCGGCAAUCCUUCGAGACAGGCGUUUAAUUGUGGAGUAAAAUUGAUUGGUGCCACAACUCACUUUGUAACAGAAGAACUUGAUGCAGGACCAAUCAUUGAACAAAUGGUUGAGAGAGUUUCUCACAGAGAUAACUUCCGCACUUUUGUACAGAAAUCAGAAAACCUUGAGAAACAGUGCCUCUCAAAGGCAAUAAGGUAUUACUGUGAGCUACGUGUUCUACCUUUUGUGGAGAACAAGACCGUUGUGUUCUGAUUCCUGAGGGAAAAAUUGAAACUCGUCUUAUGUAUGUAUAUACAAACAUUCAUAUUUUCCUUGAUGAUUUUGACAAGGCAAUGAUAUAGAGGAAAACUAGAUAAUUUUUUAUACCUUUCAUUAUCAUAUGAUGAAAUGAAUAUUACUCGUGAUUAUCGUUGCAAGCCUGCAAAUGUAGUUUAAGUGCAGUGCAGCCGUAGACAAACCUAAAAGGUCAUAGUAUGAUGUCUUUGUCUCA
This is a messenger RNA of Beta vulgaris subsp. vulgaris (sugar beet), 1368 nucleotides long. Its product is annotated as formyltetrahydrofolate deformylase 1, mitochondrial. Bases 165 to 1130 code for a protein of 321 amino acids. The record is from RefSeq and is a predicted model, not a curated record. Gene Ontology annotation, molecular function: formyltetrahydrofolate deformylase activity. Lineage: Eukaryota; Viridiplantae; Streptophyta; Magnoliopsida; Caryophyllales; Amaranthaceae. The transcript is spliced from 8 exons. Gene Ontology annotation, biological process: 'de novo' IMP biosynthetic process.